Arachis ipaensis is the source of this 922-nucleotide messenger RNA. The record is from RefSeq and is a predicted model, not a curated record. Lineage: Eukaryota; Viridiplantae; Streptophyta; Magnoliopsida; Fabales; Fabaceae.
GGGUUUAUAGAAUCAAUUUCAAUCAAUGCCAUUUUCUCAUCCUCUUCCUCUGCUGUAUCUCUGGUUCGCCUAUUCUUGCCGCCACAACACGCAUCAGACGCCGCCGCUCCCUGCGUCCGCCGCCGCUCCUCACAGACUCGGAGGAACGAACUAUCAGUAUCACCACCCUGUUAAAUUUCGCAGAGAAAGAACGAGAACCAGAGCGACCCUUGAUGACACUGAAAUAGGACAACUUUCCUCAACCCCACUUCUUGUUGAGGACGACAAACCCAGCAAGGAAGUUAUGGGUCAGGAAUUUUCUCAUGAAGGGGUUAAUAGCGAGCAUACAUCAUAUGAUCAGUAUGAGCAGGAGGAAGAAAAACAUGAGGAAGUUGACGUGGAUUAUAUGGAUGAGGAUGACACAAAUGUGGAACCAAUGUUCGAUUAUCACGACUUCGAUGAAGGGUCUAACAUUGACUCACUCGAAGACAUUGAGAUGAUUGAAUUUUGGAACAUCAGGGAUGAAGAUGUAUGUCAUUUUCACUUUUCUGAUGUCAACAUUGCAUUUGAGUUCUACAAUAGAUAUGCAAGGACAAGAGGCUUUAGUGCUUGGAAGAACAGGACUAGGAAGAGUCGUGCGGGUGCACUUAAGUUGAAGAAUUUUGUAUGUCAUCGUGAAGGAUUUAGACUGCCAAAUAAUUACGGCAUCGGAAACCUUAAGAGAAAACCUACACCGGAGACAAGGUGUGGCUGCAGUGCAAUGAUGGAGAUUCAUGUAGAUGCACCUAGUGGUCAUUGGUUUAUUUCUUAUUUUUCUGAUGAACACAAUCAUCCGCUUUUGGAUCCUUGGUUGACUGGAUUGCUCCCUGGGCAUAGAUUCAUGUCCGAGGCUGAUAUUGGCCACAUGGUUAACAUGAAAAAGGGUGGGAUUAAUGUUGGGUAG